Messenger RNA from Microdochium trichocladiopsis, 720 nucleotides. RefSeq lists its product as uncharacterized. The record is from RefSeq and is a predicted model, not a curated record. Gene Ontology annotation, cellular component: mitochondrion. The transcript has 3 exons. NCBI's taxonomy places the organism in Eukaryota, Fungi, Ascomycota, Sordariomycetes, Xylariales, Microdochiaceae. Bases 1 to 720 code for a protein of 239 amino acids.
AUGUCGCUCGGCACCUGGAAGGGCCAAGGUGUGCUUGUUGAUUUCGUGGUUCUUCCGGCCCAUGCUGUCGCCGAGGUACCUCGGGGAGUGCGAGAUGGUCCGGCAGCAGCUGGACUCCUCGGUGUUGCUGGACAGACGAGCGCUGUGCUCGUGCAGGCCGCACAGUUGCGUAAAGAACAGCGCCCUCUCGUCAAUGGAGCCAGUGGUGGAGUGGGAUAUGUCUUGACACAAGUGCUCGCCGGCCUUGGCGUCCAUAUCACGGCGAUCUGUUCAGGGAAGAAUGAAGAUUUGGUCCGAAGGCUGGGCGCGGACGAGUAUUUGGCAUCGACUGUGCUUGACUCCGACGAUGGAAAACAGUUCGAUGCCAUUUUCGACCUGGUCGGCGAUAGACAGCUCUACACACAUUCUCCUAGCUAUCUUGACCUAGGCGGCAAGUAUCUGGACAUCGAAGCAGGCCCCUUCGGGAGGUUUAAGCUCGACAACUGGCUGCCAGUCUUUCUAGGUGGAACUCCUCGAGCGUUCACACCCGUAUUCAGCUACCCGUCUGGCAAGUCUGCAACCGAGGCGGCGACAUGGGUAGAGAAAGGGUGGAUUAAGGAGAUGGUCACUGAUUCGGUAUAUUCCAUGGAGGAAGCAUAUGAAAAGUUAGCCACAGGAAGAGCAACUGGCAAAAUAUUCGUCAACGUAUCUUUAAGGCGGCCGUUUAGAAUAAAUAGCUAG